AUAAAAAUAAAAUUUUUUUUUUUCUAAUUUCUCAAUUUAUUUUAUGUUUCAGCUUUUUGCUGGAAUGAUAGAGUAACCAUUGAAAAUCCUACACUAUAAGAGCUGAAAAUGAAUAUUAGUACAUUAAAAUAAUAAAAAAACAUAUAUUUUUCUUUUUCAAAGCACAGUACCAAACCUAUCCUUGUUAAAUUUGCAUUUGUUUUCUCUCCCCUUGGAGGUAACAAAGAGAGAGAGAGGGAGAGUUAAAAGAGGGUGUGCUGGGAGAGGGAGAAGAGAGAGAAACUGGUGAGAAUGGGGAUAUUGCAAGACGAUGUUGUAGUGAUAAGUAAAGGAGAGAAGCCUGGAGAAUCAACUGUGAUUACUGUGAAUUGUCCUGAUAGAGCUGGACUUGGCUGUGAUUUGUGCAGGGUUAUCUUGCUUUUUGGAUUUAGCAUUUGUAAAGGAGAUGGACAAACGGAUGGGAAAUGGUGCUAUAUAGUCUUUUGGGUGGCGGGGAAGCCAAGCACAAGGUGGAAUUUAUUGAAGCAGAGGCUAUUAGAGGUGUGUCCAUCAUAUUUUUCGACUUCUGAGAUUGACUUCUACAAACCUGAGAACCAACAGCCAAGGCUGCCAGAUGUGUUUCUGUUGAAGUUCUGGUGCUCUUAUGACUAUGAAGGUCUUUUACACGAUGUAACUGAGGUUCUAUGUGAGCUGGAGCUGACAAUAGAAAGAGUGAAGGUGUCCACUGCUCCGGAUGGGAGAGUGAUGGACCUCUUUUACAUCACUGAUACUAGGGAGCUUCUUCGCACGAAAACGAGACAGGAGGAAACAACUCAUUAUCUGAAGAAUGUGUUAGGGAAGGCCUUGAUUAGUUGUGAGAUUGAAUUAGCGGGGCCAGAAUUUACUGCAUGUUCUCAAGGCUCACCAUUUCUUCCUUCUGCAAUCACAGAAGACAUGUUUAGUUUAGAGCUUCCCAAUAAUCCCCGAAGUGGCUUUCUUGCCCACAACCCUGUCUCUGUUACAGUGGACAAUGCCUUCAGUCCCUCACACACACUUGUUAAAAUUCUCUGCAAGGAUCACAAGGGUCUCAUUUAUGACAUAACAAGAACUCUAAAGGAUUAUAAUAUCCAGAUUUCCUACGGACGCUUCUUUGCCAGUAGAAAAGGAAACUGUGAAGUGGACUUGUUCUUAAUGCAAGCAGAUGGCAAGAAGAUAGUUGAUCCCAACAAACAAAAUGCAUUGUGUUCUCGUUUGAGAAUGGAGCUUCUGUGUCCUCUUCGACUGGCUGUGGUUAGUCGGGGCCCUGAUACUGAGCUGCUUGUUGCAAACCCUGUUGAGUUGUCUGGCAGGGGCCGGCCACUUGUCUUCCACGAUAUUACUCUGGCUCUCAAGAAUCUAAACACCCCCAUCUUCUCGGUAGAGAUAGGGAGGCACAUGAUUCAUGAUCGGGAAUGGGAAGUGUACAGAAUACUACUUGAAGGUGAUGGGUUACCUGUGUCCAGGAACAAGAUUGAGGAGGGUGUUAGGAAAGUGUUGAUGGGUUGGGAAUAAAUUGAGAUACUAUCUUCAGUUAGGGGCCAUCACGAUCUAUCUUAUCGUUUUGAGUCUCUAGUACAGCUAGGCGCUAACCGCAUGCGAAUACAGAUCAAGAUGUUUCUUAAGGGAAAUGACAAGGUCUUUCAUCUCCCGUGUCGAAAUGCAAUAAACAUAAUGCAGGUGCUUUAUUUUUUCUUUCAAAAAAGUUAUUAUCUUUUUUGUGACGUCUUGUUUUGGGUUUUGUUUCCAUAAAAGCCAUUGCUACCACCACACUAGGAUGUUGUAUAAACUACGAUCACCAACCAGUUCACCACAACCAUUUACGAAAACGCUUGAUGGCAUGGGUUUCACGACAUUGCCAUUUUAUCAAUGGGUGAUGUUAGGAAUCUUGUUGAUGAUCCUAACGUUGGUUGUUGACGAGAAUGUCUCCCUACAUAACGAGGCCAACAAGAGCAUGGUUCUCACGAUGUACAAUUUUCAUUACGCUUUUCUUUAGUUUGUGCUCGGUGGGCGGCAAGGAAAAACAAAGGCUUUAUAAAUGCAUCUCAAUUUACUCUAAUUUCUACAAUUAAUGAUAGGAGUA
Molecule: messenger RNA, 2098 nt
Organism: Populus euphratica (Euphrates poplar)
Lineage: Eukaryota; Viridiplantae; Streptophyta; Magnoliopsida; Malpighiales; Salicaceae
Exons: 6
Coding region: 292-1530 (412 amino acids)
Source: RefSeq, a predicted model, not a curated record